Messenger RNA from Symbiodinium natans, 1479 nucleotides. The record is from the annotation of a GenBank genome assembly. Lineage: Eukaryota; Dinophyceae; Suessiales; Symbiodiniaceae.
AUGGCGUUGCAGGACGGGCAAUACGGUCAUCGUUUGAUCGACCUGGUCAACAAUUGGCGCGAGGCGAGGGAUACCAGGCGCAUGCUUCGCGAGGAGCUUACUUCACACUCCCGGGAGCAGACGCCGGCUCCCUCUCCAGUGCCUCUGGAUGAUUCUACCGUGCAGACGAGCUUGCAGACAAUCCUGACGGAAGUGCGGCAUCUUCAGCGCCAGUCCGCGGGCUACUGCGACCACUGUGGGGCUCUGGGGCGAGUGGCCAUUGCCCAGGAGGAGCUGGCCGCGAUCGUUCGAGGGCACCUAGCUCUGGAGCGGACGGGCACGCCCGAGAAUCGAACUUCAUGCCCUACGCCAAGCACGACCGCCUCAGAAACACAGGCUACGCUCCAGAAGCUGGCGACUGAGCUGACGCUGGCUUUCCAGCAAAUGCAGGAGGCCUUGAAAGGGAGCACCAUGCUGGUGGAGGAGACGAGGCGAUCCCACGAGCACGAGCAGCGGGAGCAGCCGUUUGACAACGCGCCGCUCCGCGACGACCUUCGACAAGUGAAGGCCGAUAUGCGGGACCUCAAGGAAUCUCUCGCGCUGGUGCAGCAGAAAAGCGAGCAGGACACAAAGCGCCUGCUUCAGCAACUGGAGCAUCUGGGCGACGUCGUCACUGUGAGCAACUGCAAGCCGAACGAAGACCCUCCUGCUUCGCAGAAGGAUCAGCAGAGGAUGCUCGAGGGUCUGCAGCACGUCACAGAGCUCAUCGGCAUCGAUCAUCGCAAGGCCCGCGAGGAUGCCGCGGUGGUCCGGCAGUCGGUGUGUGUCCUGGAGGCUGCUGUCUGCCAGUUCAAGGACUCCUUGACGACCUCACAGCAGCAGUCGGCAGAGGAGAUGAUGCAGCGCCUCAGCGUGUUAGAAGAUUUGCUCGCCACCAGUCAGACCGCCGAGCCAUCUCGGCUUCCAUGCCAGCCGGCCAUCCCUGACGAUGUGAUCCUGAGGAGAUCUGGUCCGACUUGGGUGGAGCUCACUUGGGAAGAGCCUUGCGAGCUUCUGCUGGAGCUCCGCAGUGCGGGCUUUCGGCGCACGGAGCUCGCAUUUCCGCCGGUGCAGCUGGAAGGGCUGAGGCCGAACACCGAGUAUGCUGUGGCAGUGAGCACGAUCUGUGAGAAGCAGCAGCCAGUGCCAAAGCUCUCCUUCGUGACGCCACAGGAAGAUGAGUUGAGUUCUGGUGCGACGACGUCCUUGACCGCAGUCAUGAAAGACUUGGGCAGCAUCAAACAGUCCGUGGAUGUCAUCCAUGCCGCGGCCGCCAACGCGGAGUUGCUGCGACAUCUGGGAGCACUGCAGGACCGCUGGGCCUCCCUGCAGGUCUCCUGUCUCACUGAAGAGAUGCAGAAGCUCCAGGCGGGCAACGACCAGAUGAAGGAGCACAUCUCCAUGGAACUCAAGCCCGUGCUGUCAGAGCUGCAGGGCAUCCAUCAGGCGCUCGCGUCUUGA